CUGCACUCUACGGCCUCCCUCUUCGCUGGGGAGCUGAUGGGAAGAAGCCGACUACAAAGACACCCAGUUGACCUGACUAGUUUUUCGUCUCUUUUUGCAUUGUGCGUCUCUCCGCGAGGGCCGCCUGUUUUGAACCCUUAGAAGCUCGACCAACGAAACAAUCACAUCCCGCAGCUGCUUGGCGGCCGCGUGCGACUUGCCUUCUCUUCGCUGUGCAUACUAUUUGCGCUAGAAAAGUAGCCCAUUUGAGCCUCAGGACUGUUCUUCCUUGUCGGUGUAGCUGGAUGCGGUAAUUCGGAAUGGACAACUACAAACUCCCUGAUCGCCUGAGUGCUUUCUCCAAGAAGAAACUCCCCAAGACGGUCAUCCUCUCAUACAUACUCGACUAUGUCAUAAUUCUCGUCCUCAUCGUAACCUUCUAUGCCCUUGAUGCCGUCGAGCCCUUCCACCAACCCUUUUCCCUACAGAACUAUACUCUCCACUACCCAUAUGCCGUGCACGAACGAAUACCUGUCCCUGAGCUAGUCAUUAUCGCGGUUGCUGCGCCCGCAGGCAUCAUCGCCAUAUAUACUUUGGUCAUCGAUGGAAUCUUCUCACACUCCAAGUCGAUGCCAUUGGAAGGAGGGCGAAGGAGACGGCUCACUGGCAGAUACAGGUUCAAGGAUAGGUUAUGGGAGUUGAACUGCGGUAUUUUGGGCUUGGGGUUGAGUGUUUGCGCCGCAUUUACAAUUACUGGAGCUCUAAAGAAUGCGAUUGGGAAGCCACGACCUGAUCUCAUCUCUCGGUGUCAGGUGCCAGGAAACUACACCGAGGAUCCGCUCAAACUAUCUACCCAUGAUAUCUGCACUCAAGAAAACAACGCCAUUCUGAAAGACGGGUUCAGAAGCUUCCCUUCAGGACACAGUAGCACUGCCUUUGCGGGCCUUUACUAUCUCUCCCUCUACCUCGCCGCAAAAAUGCACGUUCUGGAUUCCAAGGGAGAAGUCUGGAAGGCAUUCAUUGUCAUGAUUCCAACGCUGGCUGCCGCCCUCGUCGCUGGCUCCCGCAUCAUGGAUGCCCGCCACCACCCUUUCGACGUUCUCUCAGGUAGCUUUCUCGGCAUUCUUGUAGCCUGGGGUUCAUAUAGGCAGUACUUCCCGCCUGUGACGGAGACCUGGCACAAAGGCCGCGCCUUUCCGAUCCGCAGCUGGGGACGCGGUCCAAUGGGACCCCCGCGACCAGUCAUUCAACUUGAGGAGGAUGUGCAGCCCCUAAGGCCAGUACGAGCACCCACUGAUGAAGAAGUGGGCUCUGCAUCGGGCUUCUCCUCGCAAACAGUGGUUGGGGAUGGGCUUAAUGAGCAUGGGGGCAAUGUCUUCCGUGAACAGAUCUCGGCUUCACAGCGGCAGAGGCAGCAGCAGAAUGAUCAAUAUCCUGGAGGUCCUUCGUCACAAUACAGCAUGCAGAGAGGCGACAACCUAGGUUCAACGACAUCAACAAAGGCUUCCAAAUACCAAGCCCAAAUGCGCGCAACAAACCCUUUCGCCAAUGAGGCAGCAAGCCAUCACGACUCUUACGACUACUCAUCCUCAGAAGACGAAGAAAAUUACGAACUUCAACAGACAUACACCCUCUCAGCACCUCAAAGCGGAGCUGCAUAUAACCCGGUAGCCGGAACCUUUACGGAUACGGGAUACCACCCCCCAGCCGGAAUGACUCCGAACCCUAGCCCACCGCCGCCAGGCAAUGCCGCUGGUGCUCCAGCGCAUCUUCCUCCGACUGGAGACAUUGUCGACUUGAAUAGGGAGGCGGCGCCAGCUGUUCCACCACAUGCUGCGGGCACUACAUCUUAAACUGCACCUUUGGUGGCGGUUCCAGGAAGCUUAAAAGAAUUCCACACUGAAAGCGACGAUGAGGUUUGUUAUAACCGACAAGUCGCUUUCUUCCCGAAAUGAAGGACAUGGAAGUUUGUAUCUUCGAUCUCCAAGUAGGGUCUCCUUUGAGGCAUUCUCCGCCUCUCACAAGCGGAAGAAGUUUGACAGGUGCAUCUCAUGACGCAGUUUUGAUAUGAUAGAGAUUGGAGAAAAGAGCGAAAUUGGGUGGGGGGUACAAAUGUCCUGGAAUUGAUUAGGGUUGUGUGGAGCCUGGCGCCAUUGGAAUGGUAGCUACUACACCUUCGUGCAACAACCCAUGUUUUCGUUUUAUAUGUUCGAAAUUCUUUCCAUGCGCCUUGUUGAGGAUGCUCAGUGUUUAGCGAUGCAAACAGCGCUGGGAUAGAAGUUUAAUGCUGACUUG
Lindgomyces ingoldianus is the source of this 2274-nucleotide messenger RNA. RefSeq names its product acid phosphatase/Vanadium-dependent haloperoxidase. Gene Ontology annotation, molecular function: phosphatidate phosphatase activity. The record is from RefSeq and is a predicted model, not a curated record. The transcript has 6 exons. Bases 300 to 1832 code for a protein of 510 amino acids. Gene Ontology annotation, biological process: phospholipid metabolic process. NCBI's taxonomy places the organism in Eukaryota, Fungi, Ascomycota, Dothideomycetes, Pleosporales, Lindgomycetaceae.